ACGCACUUUAUAGUGACGCUUGCUCCCAUCAGUUGUUAUUGUUUUGCUGUAUGGAGCCUGGAAGUUAAUAUUCAUAUAAACAGGACCGCCGUUGUUUGUCACCCCCAAGCGAUACGAUCAGUAUCGUUUAUCUCAUUCAUAGUUUUAAACGAUUGGAGGAUCGUUCGCUGUCGGUGCUUGCAUGCUUACGAUCCGGGGCUAGUCCGUCCGGACAUUACUCUCCCGGAGGACUGUGAGCGUGGCGUUUGGAGUCGGGGCAGAGGAGGAGGAGAAAGCGGAGGAGGCCCCGGUGUGGAUCGAACCGAUCACGAGGCCUCUGAGCUCGGCCAGCGAGAGGACUGGGUAAACUGGCGGCUCGGAUGGAUUCCCAGGACGAAUCGGAUGGCGGACCCGAGAUGCUCCGAGGUUUCAUCUGUGCCUCGUUUAAUCAGGAUACUACCAAGAUUUUCAGAGGUCCAGAUGGUACUGCAGGCUGUGUCACAGCUCAGAUUUCCUGUCUGACACAUGACUCCCUGUCGGUGGGCACCAAGACGGGCUACCGUCUUUUCUCAGUCACCGCCGUGGACAAACUGGACUGCAUCCAUGAGGGAGUGGAGUGUCCCGAUGUGUGCAUCGUGGAGCGGCUGUUCUCCAGCAGCCUGGUGGUGGUGGUGAGCCAAUCCGUGCCGCGGCGGAUGAACGUCUAUCACUUCAAGAAAGGUACCGAGAUCUGCAACUACAGCUACACCAACAACAUCCUUUCUGUCAAGCUCAACAGGCAGCGACUGGUGGUGUGCCUGGAAGAGUCCAUUUACAUCCAUAAUAUCAAAGACAUGAAACUCCUCAAGACCCUUCUCAACACCCCCACCAACCCGUCAGGUCUCUGCGCCCUGUCCGUCAACCACGGCAACUCUUUCUUGGCAUAUCCAGGCAGCGCCACUCUUGGCGAGAUCACAGUGUACGACGCAAACAACCUGAGCACCGUGACGCUGAUCCAGGCCCACGCCAGUCCCCUGGCGGCGCUCACCUUCAACGCCUCCGGCACCAAACUCGCUAGCGCUUCGGAGAAGGGCACCGUGAUCAGGGUGUUCAGCGUUCCCGAAGGACAGAGGCUGUUUGAGUUCCGGCGGGGGAUGAAAAGAUACGUUAGCAUUAGUUCAUUGUCCUUCAGCGCCGACGCGCAGUUUCUGUGUGCCUCCAGCAACACCGAGACGGUCCAUAUCUUCAAAUUGGAACAGCACAGUCCCAGUCAAGAGGAGGAGUCUCCCACGUGGUCUGCGUACGUGGGGAAAAUGUUCACAGCUGCCAGCACCUACUUACCAGCUCAGGUGUCCGACAUGAUGCAUCAGGACCGAGCCUUCGCCACCGUGCGACUCAACACGUUCGGCCUGAAGAACAUCUGCGCCCUGGCGACGAUUCAGAAGCUGCCUCGCCUGCUGGUGGCGUCCUCGGACGGCCAUCUUUACAUCUAUAACGUCGAUCCGCAGGAUGGAGGUGAAUGUAUGCUGGUCCAAAAACACAGGUUGUUCGAUGGCAGCGAGGAGCAGGUGGAACAGAAGGGAGACGAGACGCCAGUAGAGGUCUCCAGUCAACCGGCCGGCCAAUCCUACGCAGCCACCGUCGCUCUUCCCUCCAGCCCGCCAUGCUCGACCACACUCUUGGGGUACUCGGAGGACGGGGGAACGCAGAAGGGGGACGUCAUCCCAGAGCAUGAGUUCGCCGAGGGCCCCGUGUGUCUGGAUGACGAAAACGAAUUUCCUCCAGUCAGUAACUAGAUAAACUCUUAAAGCCCCCCCCCCCCCCACACCCCUCACUACUGAUCCCUAACUGUUGGAUGUAGAGAGAAAGGGAGGUGGGUGGGGUGCACUAUGAAAACCAGCCGCUUCCUCCUUCCACACAUACCCCUGCAGGUCAAGGGGACUAACCCUAUCAGAAAGUCCCAUACGGGGGUUUUGGGAUUUUGUCGAGACCUACAAACACAUUCUUGGAGCGGACAUUUUACUCAAUAGAAACAUCUCACAUUCUGUUUCUGACAAAGUCUACCUUAUCACGCCACAAAAUACGGUAGUGUUCGAAUUUGGGAGUGACGUUGCCUGCGGCGUCACAGAAGCAAAUCGCAGGCUACGUGAUUUUUGAUAGAUCGUCGCGUGACGUCGACUUAAGCACCGACCUUUUGACGAGGUCGACAUUCCCUAAAAGUGGUCCUUGCAUGUUGCUCGGCUUAUGUUCGAGAUGACACUGAAAAGAGAGAAAUUAGGAGUAAGAGUAGAAUUACACAAAUGAAGCCAUCGGUAUGGGUGGAAAGUCGAUAGUUUUACAAGAAAAAUAGCUGUCAUUUCAAGAUAAUAUAAUAUAUAUAAUAUAAUUUCAAUAAAAUUGUAAUUUUAUGACAGAAAAUUUUGGACUCGCCGAGAAUAAAGAAACAUUUAAAUAGAAUAAUGUUGUAUUAUGUUAAAAAGUAAUACAUUAAUGAGAAAAAAAAUCAUAAUUUUAAAGAGAAUAAGUUUGUGAUUCUGCAAGAAUCAAAUUGCCACUUAAGAGAAUAGGUUGGACUUUUAUGAGAAUAAAAUAAUAACUUUCAAAUUAUGUAUUGAAGGUUGGAAUAAAUGAAUACUGUCAGACAUUCCCAGGGGGGGAAAGAAAAGUCAUUUUUAAUUUUAGGAAAAUACAUGAUUUAUAGAGAAUGAAGUUCAUUACUUGAUAACAUUUUUUUAAAUGGAUAUUUAUCAGAUGAACGUAAAAUAGGAUUUGAUUUAUGAUAAAUCAUCUAUAAGGAAUGAAAAGAAAUGUUUAGGAGAGAAAAGUCGGCCUUUUACGAGAAUCAAGGUUUUGCGUUUUUUUUUUCCUUUGGGCGUGGUCCUAUUAACAUUUUACACCUAGGUUUUGGCACAGCCACAAAAUAACAACUCAAUCGUUUGACGAGAGUAUUUUUUUUUGAAUGAUUUUAUUAUUGAUUUAUGAUUAGAUUUUUUUAUGAUCCACCGUUCUCAGCGGUGUAACCAUAAUGUCAUCCAGGGAGCAUGCAUGCUGUAAAGUGCAGAUGACGCGGCCCAGCUACACCCCCAUAGCACAAAGCUGGCAGGGGGGGGGGGGGGUGUAAAAAAAUAGCUUUUGUGUAUCCUGCUGAAAACAAACCAAAGGAAGCAUGUGGAAACCUCCUUCGUGGCAGUUGUUACGUCUAGUCUUAAUUAUGAUUUUUAUUUUACAUUUCUACGCAAAAGGCUCCUUGCAAAGUGUGCAUUGUUGCAGUUGAGUCUGCUUGAUAGGGUACUUUCUGUUUUUGCACAAGAUCGACCAUAACGGUAUUUCCAUUUGUAUUUUUCAUCAACAAAGCCUCACAGUUUGAGUCGCCAUCACCUCCAGACAAAGAGUAUUUCAAAUAAGAGCAUUCAAAUCAUGCACUUUUUUUUUUCUUACGGAUAACGCUACGAUUAACGAUGCAGCUGUGAUACUAAUUCUGGUAGCGAGUGGAACAUGAGAAGAUAUGUGAAGGAGCCAGUGGUUAAAUGUGAAACUCUUUAACGGCGUACGAUCAAGUGACAAGACAGGUCCUUGAAUUUCAAUAUGGUUAUUUUUGAUGAUAGGAAACGGUUUUACACGUUAACGCAAACUGACCAUGCAGACCUAUAUUUUCUUUUUUUUUUACUUUGUGUAAAAUGUGUGUAUAAAUCGCAUCCACUACUCACCAAAAAAGUUUGAGGUACUGGUGCUUCCUGGUAGCCUGCUGAUUGACAAGUGAUCACGUGCUGGUCGAUUCACGGACAAGAAACAUUUUGCAUUCCAGUUCCUUCUUACAGACGAGCAAGUUGUGCAAAAA
Molecule: messenger RNA, 3796 nt
Organism: Hippocampus zosterae (dwarf seahorse)
Lineage: Eukaryota; Metazoa; Chordata; Actinopteri; Syngnathiformes; Syngnathidae
Product: WD repeat domain phosphoinositide-interacting protein 1-like
Exons: 13
Coding region: 360-1754 (464 amino acids)
Biological process (GO): protein localization to phagophore assembly site; nucleophagy; autophagy of mitochondrion
Cellular component (GO): extrinsic component of membrane; phagophore assembly site membrane; cytosol
Molecular function (GO): phosphatidylinositol-3-phosphate binding; phosphatidylinositol-3,5-bisphosphate binding; protein binding
Source: RefSeq, a predicted model, not a curated record